AACACACGAGCAUAAAGACUCGAGCAGUUUGUCAUGAGUCGACUCCAGGCCACGGGAUGAGUCAGAUGGCAGAGCUGAGCCGGACGGUCAGGGUGACGGGGCUGCCCUCAGAGCUACAGCAGGGGGCGCUGCUGGACGACAAACUGUGCAUUCACUUUCAGAGAGGCAGAAAUGGAGGAGGAGAGGUGGUCUCUGUGACAACGGUCAAAACGCCGGACUUUGCACUUGUCACAUUUGAGGAGAGUGGAGUGGCUCAGCGCGUGGCAGCGACUCCUCAGACUCUGGAGGUGGAUGGGAGGAGUUUUAAUCUGACGGUGAAGGAGCAUCCAGGAGGCUCGGCCCAAGAUCAGGUCAUCGUGAAUCUCUCAGCUACUGUUGACCUCAGCCGUGUCUCUGGGGGGAAGAGGACCCUGAAGAGCGUCCAGAAGAGCCACCCUGAGGUCCACAUGAGCCUGACCUCUGCUCCGGGGCUCUGCUCGUUCAUCGGGAGCUACUCGGCGGUGCAGGCGGCGUUAGCUCAGCUGCUCGGCCAAAACCAGCUCCCACAGAGUGCAACGGAAAAGGAGCCAAAACACAGCCCUGAAAACAGACCGAGUCCUCCCACACCUUCACCUCGCACUCAGGUAAUACGGGACCAAAGCAGAAGCCAGAAGGACAAAAAGGAGCGCCCACUCGUAGAAAAACAUACAAGUUUACAGAGAGACGUCACCCCUGGUGGUCAUGAAUGGGAACUACAAGGAGCUACAGCAAGUCCUACUGACUCCGAAGAGGAUUUUUCCCUGAUAGUCGACGCGGAUACGUUUCAGUACUUGCAGAAAUGCUGUAGAGAGGAAUACCAUCAGAUCCUUAGGAAGCAUGGGGUCGCAGUGGUGGACUAUACACACCAAGGGCUAACCACUCUGCUAUUUCAGGUCGCUUCUGGGGACGGCGUGAACGAACGAGAACGCUUAAAGAACGCAAAGACUGAAAUUAGCCAACUGUAUGAAGAAAAUCAGGCUAAUAUAUGUCGGGACAAGCUUUUCAAAUCAAUGCUUCCCAAUAGUGUAGGUCUUAAAACAGCAAUUGACGAGUUGAGUGGGAAAUUUUCAAAACUGUUUUUCAGCGAAGAUGAACAAAAUGUCUUCUUGAUCGGAGGUAGGGAAGAAGUGGCAGAAGCAAAGACCUUUCUGCUCCUUUAUGACUACAACAAGGAGGAUAAAACUGAACUGACUAGUCCAAGGAGGUUUCAAGACUCUUGGCCUAGGAACGAAACAAAAGCCCCAGUUGCUAGCCCUGGGGUUCUGGAGAGUAAUGGUAUCGAUAAAGAUGAGGAGCACGUUAAGCUAGAUGGAUCUUCUAAGGUCAAGCUAGCGGCGCAGUUUAAAGACCCACACAUAGCUCCUAUAGGAAGCAAAACAAGUGAUUUCACAGUGAGAGGGCAUUCGCAGUUGGGUAACAAGAAACGCCAAGGCCCCAUGCUAGCUUACGAUGUGCUGUCCGAAGCUAACAGAACCGCCUACGUGAAUGCACAAAACACAGGUGGAGAUAUACUUUUUAAGAGCAUGAAUGCCACUAUGCAAAAUGCUAAUUUAGCUGAUACCAGACCCAAAACGACUAAUGCUAAUGCUAAUGCUAGUCCUAUCCAGGCUGAUAGCUUAGAUGCGCAAUCGCAAACAAAAACUGGGUCAAGUUUAAGACGGGCAAGUAGUCUUUCAAGAGUUACGCAGAAAAAAGACCAGGAAAAUUCACCAAAAACGGACUUGGAGACUGGCAAAGCUCGAGGCAGGUCGUCUAGUUUUACUGGCACAGAACUUAAUGCAGAGAUACGUGUUCAUAGCACAAUGUGGUUUCAUAUUAAAGAAGCCUACAAACCCAGAAUCGAGGAGUUAACUUCAGGGAUCCAACUUAGAGAAAUAAGUUCGGCUGGAGAUAGCGUUAAUGUUCUUUUAACAGGAACGAGUGGGGCAAAGGUCAAAGCAUGUCAGGAUGGUUUGCAAAAGCUCGUAGAUUCAGUCAGUGUUGAUUUCAUCAUUGUGUCUCUUUCACUGCGAGAGCUUGGAAUCGCGGAUCCAAAAGAUGAGACGUUACAAGUUUGUUGUGAUGAAAUUCGAAGCCGGUAUAAAAAAAUAUCGAUAGUAACUACCAGUGAUGGUUUAUUUCUCCUUGGGCCUCAAAUUAUGUGUUCUCAAGUUCAAAACGUGCUUCGUGAAAUUUUUGCUGGCGCCCAAGUUGGACUACAGGACUACUCACGGCCUUCUACGUCAGCAGGGUCUGAAAGCUUUAAAAAUCCACCAAAUGAGAACGUUGGGAAGGUCAGUGGACGAGAUUCACCGAGGAAAGAUCCAGUUACUAAAGAAAAGGUGAGGAGGCCAGCGGGUUUGGAAGGAGAGAGCCAAAAUGUGCAAGAAUCCAUCAGAAAUGCCAAUGGAUCAGUGACAACUCGAAAUGAUAGAACAGCCAGAGAGCAGACCACAGCCAUUACAGGAGCGUUAACGUGUUUAAGAUGUGACAAAACAGGAACAACAGUGAAAAGCACCAAAUGUGGGUGGACACUUUGUUCAGACUGUGUAAGAAUCUGCCACCUCCAAUGCAAGAUAUGCGAGGAGCGGACAGAGGAGCCCAGAGAGGAGCCGAAAAAGGAGCUGAGACCACAGGGAGUCCAGGGGCGGAUGAGCUAUGCCCCUCUCCCCAUGAGUAUACCAGGAUUUUUGAAGGACCCUGUGGUCAAGAUCACCUACUGCAUUCCCGAUGGGAUCCAGGGGGGGGGUGAUCCAUCUCCCGGAGAGCCGUUUAAAGGAGGUACAUUUGAGGCGUAUCUCCCAGACUGUGAGCAGACACGACGGCUCCUGCCCCGGCUGAAGGAGGCCUUUAGGAGGGGGCACACCUUCACCGUGAUCAGGGGCCGAGUCAAUUGGGACGCGAUCCCACAUAAGACGAGCCUGCACGGGGGCAAGCCCACGGGUUACCCAGACUCCACGUACCUGUCCCGCUUGGAGAGUAUACUGAACGCCUUUGGGAUCCCGUAGUCACCAGCCGCAACUUUCAAAUGCAGAUAAACGUCCAUCUCUGUGGUGCGACCCAUAAACUGUUUAUAUAAAUGGACAUAGCUAACUUGCUAGCUGCCGCGUUCAGGAACAGGAAGUGAUCAUGGGCGCACUUCCAGCUCCAUCGACUCUGGCUCCAAUUCACUUUCUGUGUAAAAACUGUGUCUUAAAUGUUCAUAUUAACCCACUCUACAUCAUUCUGGGUUUUUUAUUUCACUAUUGUGUCUGAAAAUCAAGAUAUGAACAUUAAUACCAGACAAAUCAGAUGCCUUGUGUACCUGAGGUUGCUAACGCUAGAGUUAGCAACAGGUUUGAUUGUCACUUGUUUAUACAGUUUGUGGUGUGAAGGACAUUUUUGUUUUAUAUUUGUAGACACUGAUUUUAGCUGCAUUUUACAUUUACGUUUUAUAUUUUCUCCAUUAUUACGUAACUGUUUUGUAGAGAUAUGUACAUUUUGGGAUGCAUAUUGACUCCAUGGUUUUAUUUCUAUAAUGUUGUAUGAAUAUUUUCACAUUUAGAAAUAAAAAGUCGAUCGCCUGACG
Molecule: messenger RNA, 3565 nt
Organism: Periophthalmus magnuspinnatus
Lineage: Eukaryota; Metazoa; Chordata; Actinopteri; Gobiiformes; Gobiidae
Exons: 7
Coding region: 57-3005 (982 amino acids)
Biological process (GO): protein ubiquitination; Notch signaling pathway
Source: RefSeq, a predicted model, not a curated record